UUAGAGCGAUACGCCGGAUCAAUAAUAUAAACGCAAGAUACCAUUGGCUGUUUAAAAUCAAUGGAGGUUGGGGAUCCGAUUAUAUCGAUUUUCUACCCUGCCGGUGCAGAGACCCUUCGGAGAUUUCGAGCGGCAAUAUUAACGCACCACCUCUUGUGCUUGUACGUGCUUGCCCUGUGCGCAGUCAAGAGAAACAGUCGAAAACGAUAGUUCUUAAAGAAUGGACAAUCCAGUGGAAAUUUGCGAAAAUUACCAGCUAAAAUGGAGUUCUUAUACAUCCUACAUUCAUUCCUGUAUAGCUACAUCGCUAUUGACUGAAGAAUCAUACGCGGAUGUGGCGCUUGUGACCAUGGAUGGUCACAAAAUCAUGGCGCACCGCUUCGUAUUAUCUUAUGCUAGUCAAUACCUUAGCAAAGCUCUUCGUUUCCACUCGAAAGUGACCACGGCUUUACCUCUAAUGAUUGUGCUUCCUCAAGAAAUUACUUACAAGGCCCUGAAGAUUUUGGUUAAGUACAUGUAUAGCGGUGAGGCUACCGUUUCCAAAGAUAUACUGAACGUCGUUCUUAAGGCGGGCGACAUACUCAAAAUCAAAGGCCUCUACCGAGAAACUAUCGAAGAAGAGCAGCAAAAACAAAAACAGAAAUCAUUGAUCACUUCCCAAGUGGUCAAUCCAGAAUCGACGCAAAAUAAACCCAAAGAGAAAACAGCAGAAACUGCCAGUAAAUCUCCAAGCCAGUCUAAGGAAAAAUCAGCAGAACUAUCCAAAAAAGAAGGCAACAAAGGGACUGCAAAGUUCAUAAUGCAGCAAAAAACGGAUAAACCUCCGCCGCUAAAAGUAUACACGAGACCAAAAGUUUUGAACUUUUCCAUGAAUAACUUUAACGGAUCUUUGGACAAAGAAAAUGCGUCACCAAAGCGUACCAUUGUUUUAAACCAAAAGUUAACAGCACAAAAAGAUAAGCCGCACACUAUAACAUCGGCAGAAGCAGCGGCACUGGAAUCGCCAGACUCGUCUGAUGCAACUGACAACAUCAAAUCGGAAAAUUCCAAACACGGUGAUAAUUUGCAGUUUUUAGUUAUCAAAGAUGAACCUCUCGGGUGGUCGGAAGCCGAUAUGGAACUAAUUGAUCAAAAGGAAGUUUUUCCUGAACCAUCUGUCAAAACAGAAAGUUACGAUUCGACGUCUAAUGACAAUUCUAACGACCUUUACACCCCGCUAACUUGUGAACUUUGUACGGAAACCUUUACUAUUCCGGCGGAAUGGGUCAGGCACGUUCAGACCCAUACAGAUAUGUUGCCUGCCAAAAGAAGGAGAAGAGAUAGCCCUGAUGAGGAUGAUGAAAACGCAACAUUUCCCGAACUGCAGUGUGAUUUGUGUGAAAAAUCGUUCUCAACGCCUGCAGAAUGGGUCCGUCAUAUUCAAGACACUCACACAGAAUUUGAAUUGAGCCUUUCAAACAGACGCCAUCCUCAACCAAGCAAAAAGAUAAAACCAGCCCAUCCCAAACCUUCAAAUGACGCAGGCAGGUUGUGCUUCCGGUGUAACAAAAUCUUUUCCUCACACGCAUCCAUGGUCAUUCAUCAGAGAUCUCACACAGGAGAGCAACCUUUCAAUUGCCUCUAUUGUACGAAAGGAUUUAAUGUGAAAAGUAAUCUUUUAAGACACAUGCGAACUUUACAUAAUAAGAUAAUAAGUCCAUCUGAAGUUGAUAAUGUUUUGGAAGAAAGUGUCAGUAAUUAGUUGCUUAUCGCAAAUGUUAUUCGAGGCCAAAUUACUUUCUAUAUGAUGUUUCUAAAAAUUGCUAGUUUUUUUUUAAUAAUACGGUUACACUUACGGUUUCAUAUAUUUUUCAUUUUACAGAAAUAUUACCGAUUCUAUCAGUUACUUGCAAUAUGACAUGUAGCUUAAAAAUAAGUAGGUUAUAAUGUAUAUACAAAUAUUUUUUAAAUCAAAAUAAAC
This is a messenger RNA of Cylas formicarius (sweet potato weevil), 1960 nucleotides long. Its product is annotated as oocyte zinc finger protein XlCOF22. The coding region runs from base 221 to 1741 and encodes 506 amino acids. Gene Ontology annotation, cellular component: nucleus. The transcript is spliced from 5 exons. The record is from RefSeq and is a predicted model, not a curated record. Gene Ontology annotation, molecular function: protein binding. Lineage: Eukaryota; Metazoa; Arthropoda; Insecta; Coleoptera; Brentidae. Gene Ontology annotation, biological process: regulation of transcription by RNA polymerase II.